AUGCCAAUGCAAUUCAACCCUGCUACCCAAGAACCCUAUCUACGCCUGUUACCUCCACAUUCAAACAUCAUUAUCACCCCACAUCGACUGGACCAAUGUGAAUAUGAAGUGACAUCUAUAGUGGAGAUUUUGAACCAUCCAGAAGUCUGGCCCUUCCUCACAUUCCCACAUCCUUAUCUCGCGGAACACGGGGAGGAAUUGGUCGGAAUAGACUCCGAGGGAAGGCGUGCCGUUGUCGAAGCCCUACGAUCGGAGUGCAACCAGGAUUCCUGCCAUCUACCCAAUCCCGUCUUUUUCGAUAAAUGCCCCUUUGCUUGCAUCCGAGAAGUAUUAUCUGAUGAUACCGAGGGUCAUCCCUUGCAAGACACCUUUAUUGGAGAUAUUGCUCUUGGUCGAUAUAAUUUCUAUGAUUAUCCUCCUGGAAGCGCCGAGAAUAAAGCUGCGCGAGCCCGCAAUGACGCACUCCCGCCAGGUGAUAAGGAUAUUGUUUGGGGACUGGGCUGUUCGUUGCCCCAUGAUAUGCAUUCGUGA
Molecule: messenger RNA, 531 nt
Organism: Penicillium malachiteum
Lineage: Eukaryota; Fungi; Ascomycota; Eurotiomycetes; Eurotiales; Aspergillaceae
Exons: 1
Coding region: 1-531 (176 amino acids)
Source: RefSeq, a predicted model, not a curated record